GCUCGAGGUUCGAGCCAACCUCCAGACCCUUGGGGCCUCUGACGACUCUAGCAAGGGUCGGGCUGCCUUUCCUAUUCCGUAGAGGGCCUCUUGGGGUCCAGCGGCUGCAGGCACAGUGUAGGACCCGAAGACCCCACCCCCACUCCCCACCCCUCCUACACACACUUCCAGCCGGGUCAGCCCCUAGCCUACCGCCAUGGCCAGUUCCCCCGCGGAUGCUGCGGCCAUGGCCGAGGCCCAGGAACCCGGCAUCAGGAGCAAGUCCAGCAGACCCCGCCAGAUCCCGGUGAUCGGUGUGGUGACCGAGGACGAGGAGAUGCAGAGUGUUUUCAAGCCUAUGGACCUUCAUCGUAUCAUCACAAUACUUGAAGAGAAUGAUAAGGAUGAUUCAGAAGAAAAACAGCUUAAAUAUGUCAAGAAAAUGGUACAAUGUUAUCAAAAUGGACUUCCCUUAAGAGAGUUAACACAGAUAUUUAAAAUUCUGAAUCUGUGUGCAAUAAAAGUUGAAAACCAGCCACGUUUUAUAGAAUCUGUAUAUGAGAUCCUAAAACUGUGUGGCUUGCCCUUUUUGAAAAAGAAAGUAUCAGAUGAAAUAACUUAUGCUGAAGAUACUGCUAAUGCAAUUGCACUUCUGGGUGAAUUAAUGAAAAUACCAAGUUCUGAACUGAGGAUACAUAUUUGUAAGUGUAUUAUUGACUUUUAUCAUGCAGAGCCUCCAAAGAAGCAUAUUCCAGGUUACCAGCAAGCUAGUUCAUCAUACAAGAUCAAAAUGGCUGAGGUUGGAGGAUUGGCUGGAAGAAUGGUCCAGUCAAUGAUCUUGCUUGAAAAUCAGCUAGUUGAGAAACUUUGGGUACUUAAAGUUCUGCAGCAUCUCUCAACUUCUGAAGUUAACUGUGCCGUAAUGUUAAAAGCACAAGCAGCAAGCAGAAUUUGUGCUCAUCUCAAUGAUCCCGACCCCUCCGGACAGCUUCUAUUUCGUUCAUCAGAAAUACUUUGGAAUUUAUUGGAGAAGUCUUCAAAGGAAGAAAUCAUACAGCAGCUUAGUAACUUGGAAUGUUUGCUCGUUCUGAAGGAAGUAUUUAAAAAUUUGUUCGUGAGAGGUUUUACUCAUUAUGAUCGUCAACUUAGAAAUGAUCUAUUAGUGAUCACAACAAUAAUAGCUCAAAACCCUGGAGCACCAAUGAUUGAAAGUGGCUUUACCAGAGAUUUGAUACUAUUUGCAACCUUUAAUGAAGUUAAAAGUCAGAAUCCUUUGGUCAAAGGUCUUAAGCUUUCUAAUUCCUAUGAAGAUUUUGAGUUGAAGAAAUUGCUAUUCAAUAUAAUUGUGAUCUUAUGUAAAGAUUUAUCUACUGUACAGCUAUUAAUUGAUGGCAAAGUUGUUUUGGCCUUAUUUACUUAUGUUAAGAAACCGGAGAAACAGAAAAUAAUAGAGUGGUCUCUGGCACAGCAUGAAGAAUUACAGCUGCAUGCAAUCGCCACCUUAUCUUCUGUGGCUCCCUUGUUAAUAGAGGACUAUAUGUCGUGCCAGGGAAAUGCUCGGAUCCUGGCAUUUCUGGAAUGGUGUGAGAGUCAAGAUCCCUUCUUCAGCCAUGGUAAUAGUUUUCAUGGCACAGGUGGCCGUGGCAAUAAGUUUGCCCAGAUGCGUUACACUUUAAGACUUCUGAGAGCCAUGGUCUAUCUUGAAAAUGAGACUAUAAACACAGAUCUUUGUGAAAAGGGAACAAUUCAACAACUGAUAGGAAUCUUCAAAAAUGCAAUAAGAGAGCCUAAUAAAAAGGAAGAAGCUAUUGUUUUAGAAAUCCAGUCUGAUAUAUUACUUAUCUUAUCUGGCCUUUGUGAACAUCAUAUUCAAAGGAAGGAAAUUUUUGGAACUGAAGGAGUGGAUUUAAUUCUCCAUGUAAUGAAAACUGACCCCAAGAAGUUACAGAGUGGCUUAGGCUAUAAUGUACUUUUUUUUAGUACAUUGGACAGCAUUUGGUGCUGCAUUCUGGGAUGUUACCCCUCAGAGGAUUAUUUUCUUGAAAAGGAAGGCAUUUUUCUCCUUUUGGAUGUAUUGUCAUUGAACCAAAAGAAAUUCUGUAACCUAAUACUUGGAAUAAUGGUUGAAUUUUGUGAUAAUCCCAAAACUGUGGCUCAUGUCAAUGCCUGGAGAGGCAAGAAGGAUCAGACAGCGGCUAGUCUUUUAAUUAAAUUGUGGAGAAAGGAAGAGAAAGAACUAGGAGUAAAACGAGACAAAAAUGGGAAGAUUGUUGAUACAAAGAACCCUCUAUUUACUAGUUUUCAAGAAGAGCAAAGAAUCAUGCCACUGCCUGCUAACUGCCCAUCCAUUGCAGUUAUGGAUGUUGCUGAGAAUAUCAGAGCAAAAAUUUAUGCUGUUUUGAGCAAACUAGAUUUUGAAAAUUUACCUGGUCUAUCUGCUGAAGAUUUUGUCACCCUCUGUAUCAUACACAGAUACCUUGAUUUUAAAGUUGGAGAAAUAUGGAAUGAAAUAUAUGAAGAAAUAAAAAUGGAAAAGUUAAUACCAGUCACUUCAGAUAGAACAAUUUUGGAAUCUAUUACAACAGCAUCACACAAUAUUGGAAAGAUGGUCGUUUCUUUGCAAAGUGAAAUGAUUGAAAGCCAAGCACGUCAAGAUAUGCAAAAUGAACAAAAAGUAUAUUCAAAAAUACAAGGUACAUACAAGCAAAGAGAACUGGCUAAUAAAUCAUGGGAAAACUUCUUGGCUAGGACAUCUAAUAUUAAAACACUAAAGAAAGCAAAGAAGCUUCAAGAAAAGGCUAUAGAAUCUUCCAAAUACAGUGAAAGACCACAUAAUGCAAUAUGUCAUCGAACAGUCAUUAAAGGCCUUAACACAACGGUAUCCUCUGGUCCGGUAGUAACAGCGGAAAGUACUCCUGUCCGAUUACUAGGAGGCCCUCUGGCUGAUACAGAUAUUGCUCUUAAAAAGCUUCCUGUUCAAGGAGGAGCCUUGCAGAGGGUGAAAGCAGCCAAAUCUCUGAAUGAGCCAAAAAAGAAUAUUCCUACCUAAUAAGAGACAUUAGAGAAAUAAAUUCUUGAAAUAAAUUCUGCUUUUAAUUUUUAGGAAAAUAUAUAUUUGUAUACAAAUGUAAAGCAAAUAUUUUAGAAUAAAUUAUUUUAGUAAAAUUCUACAAACAAUAUAAUAAGGACAUAUAGAUUAUUUUUUUAGAAUAUCAACAUAUAAUAUUGGGCAAGUUGUUAGAAAAGACUGCUAGUUCUCUCAACUGAAACCAUACUCACAAACCCUUUCGGAUUUCAGUUCUCCUUCUAUAGUAUAGACUUUAUAACCUCUCUCUUUCUCUCUCACUCAUAUAUGUAUGUGUGUAUAUAUACACAUAUACACAUAUCUGAAACUAUCAUAGUCUAUAAGCAUUGUUUUUUAUCAAGGGACUACAGCUAUGUUAGUGGAAUCUUUUUCUUUUCUGGCUUCUGGUUUACAUUCUCUCAGGUUCAUACCCAGCACAGAAGAGUCUAUGACUGUUUCUCAAUCAUUUUUGCAACUGGCUAUGCAUUAUGGAACCCUUGACUAGGUAGCUACAUGCCACUCUUGAGUACCUCCUUAUGGCACUAGUCAAAUUGGAGCACUUUCUACAUCUGAAGCCAGAAGCAGGCCAAACCACCCAGAAUGUGGAGAGAAGGGGAAUCGGGCAAUCAAGGGACUGUUAUCAGAAGUAUAUACAUGUACUAGACAACAACAAAUAUGUUGGUCAUGGUAAAAUAAGAUACAACUGCUGUACAAGGCAAACCUUAGGAGCUAAGCAGUAACACCAAAAACACACAUAUGGUUUUAAUCUUAAUUUGCAAAUAUAGAAAGCAAAGCCUAAUGUUCAUUCCUUAAUAGGGAAUGAAAAGAUAGAAAGGGAGGAGAGAUUCCCUUCCUUUGCUAGUUAAGGUAUCUCAUCAAAGAAUAGAAGGUAGGUGCCAUAAGGCUGGAUGCAUUGCAAAGUGUCCAUGUCUCUGGGUGUCGUUGUGACAUUUCCACCUCUUGUCUUCCUCACCAUCAAACCCUUCCUCCAGACAAGAAAUCACAGAGUUGAAUUCUUAUCUAGGGCAUAGACAGAGAAAAACCUGUUGUUUUCUUAGUCAGAAAAGUAAGCUGGAAUUUAUUUCAACAGCAUAAUGGUAUAGGUGUAACAACUGACUCUCUAGGGGAAAAGCCCUAGUUUACAGCGUUUGCUCAUUUACAUGGUGUAAAUAUCUCACUGUGGCCAAAAUCAAGCUACCGAUGUGCUAUUGAACACAGAGUUGGGAAGAGAAAAGAAUCCACUCUUAUCAUCAGAUAGCAAUGGGCUCCACUGCCCCACAAGGCCCACUUCCUUUCCCUUCCCUGUCUGUUUUUGUCUCUUCUGGCAGUUUUCCACUCUCCUCUGUGAAAAGGGUAGUGUCUUCAAUAAGAGACAAUAUUUUAUUUCUGAUUCACCUUUAGCUGGUGGACUCUCAGCCUGGCCGAGCUGUCCAAUCCCUUUGUGGCACACAGGGGUAGAUAUGUAUCAUAUCUUUUGGGGAGUGGUUAUAACAAAGUAAUUCAAGAAGGAGUAUAGCUCAGCGAUAAGCUGAUGCAUAUAUACAUACAUAUUUAUACAUAUACAUGUGCAUUUAUUUCUUCUUGAAUUACUUUGUUAUCACCACUCCCAAAAAGAUAUGAGAAGGCCAAAUUUAUUCCUUCCCUUCACCAGAAUGAUUAACUAUAAAGAUUUUAUGUAAAAGUUACCAAAACAGAAAAAGUAUAUAGAUUGAGGCAUGCCCAAGAAUAUACUCACACAAAAAGUACAUCACCUGGAAUAUACCCAGAAUUGAUAUGAAGUGUCCACAGUUAAGAAUCUCUACCAUGUACAGAAUAUAACCUCUUUCUGACACUCUUAAGUUACCUAUAGAGAAGGUAGAGACCCUACCUCAUCUUGGUAAUCACCAUUUGAGUAAAUAAGUUAUUGGGUGUAAUAGGGGCCUCAAGUCCUAGCAGUCUUCUCCUGAAAUUCUGCAAAUGCAGCAAAAUGCUGAGCUCAACAUAUGGAAUCCAUUUGAUUUCAUAUGCUUAAGAAUCCUCCCUUGAUUAACAAGACAACACAUUUUCAAUCUAGAAAUUAACCCCCAUAAUCUCAUUUUAUUUUCUACCUGAUUGUUAAAUUUUUAUACAUAACAGUUAUGUGAAAUGUUUAUAAAAGAAUGCCAAAACUAAUAUUUCAUUGUGGUUCAUGACAACCAGUUUUUGAAGCCUAAAGAUGAUCUAUCUCCUGACUAGAGUAGCUUUUAUCUAGCUUUACUAAAAAUAUCCAAACAUUUCUGGAGUUCUUAUCACCAUAACAAAAAGUUUUCUGCACUUUGUUAAUAGGCUGCUGAGAUUCUAUAUAUUGAA
Molecule: messenger RNA, 5371 nt
Organism: Perognathus longimembris pacificus (Pacific pocket mouse)
Lineage: Eukaryota; Metazoa; Chordata; Mammalia; Rodentia; Heteromyidae
Gene: Cfap69
Product: cilia and flagella associated protein 69
Exons: 23
Coding region: 197-3028 (943 amino acids)
Biological process (GO): olfactory behavior; positive regulation of flagellated sperm motility; response to odorant
Cellular component (GO): non-motile cilium; sperm midpiece
Source: RefSeq, a predicted model, not a curated record